AUGGAGUUGGAAUUCUCCAUUAAGGACAUGUUCUUCAUUGCUUGCCAGCCCAGAAAUCUUUUCUCCAAGUUAAAUAUAUCUAACACGUGUUUUUGUGUGUGUGUGAUUGAUGAUGGAACAGAAGAGGCAAGAAUGGUGGUGGUGGUGGUGGCAAGGACAUGCGAGUCUCAGAGUCAUCAUUUCAAAGGGCCGUGCUUGAGUGAUCACAAUUGUGGGCUUGUCUGCAGGGACGAGGGAUUCGGCAAUGGGUGGUGCAGGGGUGUCAGACACCGUUGCUUCUGCACUAAGCCGUGUUAA
This is a messenger RNA of Cornus florida, 297 nucleotides long. Its product is annotated as defensin-like protein 1. The record is from RefSeq and is a predicted model, not a curated record. Bases 1 to 297 code for a protein of 98 amino acids. Gene Ontology annotation, biological process: defense response. The transcript has a single exon. Lineage: Eukaryota; Viridiplantae; Streptophyta; Magnoliopsida; Cornales; Cornaceae.